GAGAGAGAGAGAGAGAGAGGAUGUUGAAGAUGGUGGUGCUGAAGAUGACUUUGUUGUUGAUGGUAGCUGCGGCAGCAUUAACUGAUGCUCGCUUGGACAUAUUUAAGAGGCAAUAUAUGCUAAUUACCAACUCGAAAGAAAAACCAGCAUCAAUUCCAUAUAAAGAUUGCAUCCAAUCCUGUGAAACCUGCGCUUGUACACUUAUUUAUCCACCUGAGUUAGCAACGUGUAUUUGCCUCCUUUCUACCACGGUGGCCGACAAACCAGCCAUCCAGAAAUACGAACAAGCUGCAGAAAAACAAGUAGCUAUUCCAUAUAAACAAUGCAUUGGAUCUUGUGGAACAUGCGCUUGCACACUUGAUUUUCCAAUUGAAUUAUCGGACUGCAUUUGUCUCCAGAAGCCGACAGUCCAAGACUCUGGUUCUGCAGAAAUGAGUGACAAAAAAUAUUCACGCCUGAUUCCAUAUAGCGAAUGCAUCCAGUCGUGUGAAAAUUGCGCUUGCACGAUGAUUUGGCCUCCUCAGUUGUCAGAGUGUGUUUGCCUUGGGAACAAGCAGCGUCCGCGAAUCAUUGACCACUAGAGACGAGCGCACUGCCCUCACCAAUUAAGCUUAUGAUAUCGACAACUAAUUAACAAGCCCACAAUUUCAGCUACUUAUGAUAUCAUCAAAUAAGUAAACCGAGGACCUUCUCCAAAAUAAUAAUAAUCAUGCUCUGGUUUUCCUUUGCCUUAAGAUAUGUUAAGGCUCUUUAUGUCCGGUGCAUGUAUUCGGUAUUAUAUAUGCAAUAAAUGUGCUAUUAGCUUUUUUUUUUUUUUUUUUUUUUUUUUUUUUUUUUUGGUUGGUAUUUAUUUUAAAUUUAUGUGUUUGGCCAAAUCACUCUCUUGAU
Molecule: messenger RNA, 888 nt
Organism: Prunus mume (Japanese apricot)
Lineage: Eukaryota; Viridiplantae; Streptophyta; Magnoliopsida; Rosales; Rosaceae
Source: RefSeq, a predicted model, not a curated record